Punica granatum (pomegranate) is the source of this 979-nucleotide messenger RNA. Lineage: Eukaryota; Viridiplantae; Streptophyta; Magnoliopsida; Myrtales; Lythraceae. The record is from RefSeq and is a predicted model, not a curated record.
AUGACAACUGUGGUUCCUCAAUGUUCGAGAUUUGGCCUUCGUCCGACCCAACAAUUCUCAGGGCUUUCUAGCAGUUUCCGGUUUGUCAAGGAAGAGAAAUGGGUGCUGCAGUUGAACCCGGGAAAGAAAUCAUCCCCGUUGUUGAGGAACUCAACGGUCCUGAUGAACUUCAUGGGCGCGAGCAGAACGAGGAACAAGAUAAAUCCAUCCAAGUAUUCCUCCGUGUUCAACACUGACAACCUUCUCAACGAGUCGAACGGGGUUUCAUUUGAUCAGUACUUGGAAGACACACCCAGAGUUCUCAAUGCUUUGUUUCGGGAGGAACAAAGCCAACAACUCGACCAGGAUGUUUGGAGAAUCGAGAUGUUGCCUGUACAGCUGUUGUUCUUGACUGUCACACCAGUGGUCGAAAUGCGAGUAAAAUGCCAACCAAGUGGAGAAGUUUGCCUCCCGCAAGUUCCUCCGGACAUAGCAAACGUUCUCAAUUUCAGCAUUAUGAAAUGGGUGCUUCAUGGGCUUAAUGUCAAGCCGUCCCACUUCGACUUUUCCGUGAGAGGAGUGAUAUAUCCGGAUAGAAGGCAGUUGCAGCCUAGGCUCAAGGGCCAUCUGGAGAUGGACAUAAGCUAUUCUCUUCCCCCGACUCUCUCAUUUGUCCCGAAGGAUCUCCUAUCCAAAGUUUUCGAAGAGGGGAUAAAGAAAUUGGUCUCGUACAUGAGCCGAAACUUGCUCACAGACUACAACAACUAUCGAAGAGAGCUGCUCAAAGACUGAUUUUAGUCUGGCCAUUGAAGACAUUGAUGGUUAUACAACAGCUACUAAUCGCUCAAUUGAUCAAAAGAUCGAAUGACUCAGAGGAAUCAUUUGCUUGAAUUGCUUCAUAUGUAACAAAAAAAUUUGUUUACCUAUCCAUACUUAAAAGUUAGCUUUUAUCUCAUUUUAGUCUGGAAAAUGUAUUAACUAGGUGUAACCUCUACGUAAA